Paramormyrops kingsleyae is the source of this 2014-nucleotide messenger RNA. Its product is annotated as membrane protein BRI3-like. The record is from RefSeq and is a predicted model, not a curated record. Lineage: Eukaryota; Metazoa; Chordata; Actinopteri; Osteoglossiformes; Mormyridae.
AAAGUUAGUCUGAGUGAAGAAGAAGAAGCAGCAGAAGAAGAAUUCGGAGGCGCCUCACGUGACCGGAGUCUUGUGACCGGCCCAAGAGCAGGAACACAAUUUUCAAGAGUUCACCAACACUUUUAAGUAGAUACUGCCGAGAUCAAAAGGAAAGGGAAAUAACGAGGCCUUAAGCGGAAAGGUUGUUAUAUUAAGAAAACUAAAAUCAGGAGGUCUCUAAAAUCUAACAACGUAUAAAUCGGCAUUUAUUGCUGAUAUAUUAGGGCGACAUGCAUUGAACACAAAGGGUCUAAUGUCAAAUUUACCAGCGACCAGAAAGUAGCCGUAGGGUCGGGGAGUGAUACUUUCGGUAUCCGAAGUUCUUGUUUUUAAUCGAGCCCGGAAAACGUAUGUUAGAUCGGUGCCGUCGUUCUGAAAGCGUGUAGGACGGAAUCGAACUUGAAGGAGCAACACGUCGAAUAUGGACAGCAAACCGCUGCUGCAAGAGAGACCUCCUGCCUACAACGCGGUACCCGGUGCUUAUGAAUACGGACCACAGCAUAACUACGGGGCCAUUGCUCCGCCUGCCCAGCCGCAGCCGGGAUUCCAGCAACCACCGCCGCCGUAUCAGUAUCCCGAGGGACCAGGAUACACACACCCGUCCCUGCCAGUGCCCCCUGUUGCCCAACAGCCAAACUACACAGGGACGUACACCAUCAUCCAGCCCUCUGUCGUGGUGGUGGGAGGCUGCCCAGCUUGCCGAGUCGGCGUGCUGGAGGAUGACUUCACCUGCCUAGGAAUUCUUUGCGCCAUUGUCUUCUUUCCCAUUGGGAUCCUCUUCUGCCUUGCACUGCGCCAAAGAAGGUGUCCCAACUGUGGAGCCACCUUCGGAUAGGCCACAACGUGCCGGCUGGGGAGGCACGGCCUCCGAAGAAAUUCCUUUACUGUUCUUUUGAUUUUUUUUUUUUUUUUUUUUAAUUGCCAUUCGCCAUAUGCACUUACCUCCGUCAGGCUUAUGUUUGUAAAAUUACCUUGUGGCAGCCAAACCCAGAUAUGCAUGUGAAAACGUGUAGCUCCCCCCCCCCCCCAUUCCUGUUCACAUGCAUGGAAAGGAGGAAAGCAAGUAACUUUGUCAUCUUGCAAUUCUGUACUUUACUAUUCACCUAUUAGCUGGUGCCUUUGAAAUAAACAUACAUAAUCAUUUUAUUUUUAGUAAUGCAGGAAUCUGAACAGGGAAUGUUCCAUCUGUAUGUAUGAAUACCAAUGAAAGACUGAGGGGGUGAACUGAAAAUGGAGUGGUGUUCUGUGGAUGGAACACACCCCCCCACCCCCCUUGGUGCAUCCUAACCCACAACCAACCAAAAUAAUAUGCUUCCUUUUUUCUCUCAAAACAGAUUGUCUGUCUUCUGGUAAUUGGUGGUUAUCUAUCAUUCCAUUUGAGCUUUGCUUGAAAUAUCACAAGGGCAUAAUUCCCUAUUUUUUCAGCGUCUAAGCAAUCAUAUUAGGAAGUGCUUUUGCACCUAAUUGCAUCGCAAACAGGCAUCUCUAACCAGUCAAAAAUUAUCCUUUCCCUUAAAUGACGUAAAGGAAACAUUCGUUGGAGGAAACCAUUUUAGUAGGAACUGAUACUAUAGAAACUAGGUGAAUGUUCUACAAUUGUCAUUGUAUGCUCUGUUUUUCUAGCACAUCAUCAGUGAUGUAUUGCAUUCGACUGCUAUUAGCAUUGACCUUAGGAAUCACUUUUGGACCUUGGUCAUUUAAAAUGCAACACUGUGAAUGAUUUCAGGGAAAUUUGUGAAGGUAUGUUAGAUGGAAAAAAACCUGAAGAAAAACUGAAUUGAUUCAAGUAUCAAGCUCUUCAAGAUAUCAAUUCUCUUCUAAUGAAAGACAAUCAAGUCUGUUCAGCUGUGUUGCAUUCAUACAUUACUGUAGGUUAAGGUAUAAAUAUUUCACAGGCAUUUUACCUUGAAAUACACUAAACCUAUGAUUUAUUGUAACUUUUAUAUAACAAUUGUAAAUAAAAUUGAGCAUGUAA